CCCUUCUGCCACAUCCGACGUUCACCCGCGACGUCGACAACUUGUUGACGACGGUCCGUGACUCCGUGCCGAUAUUUGUCACCCACCUGUAUCCGCUUUCCGCUCUCCGUCUCUGUAUGAGUGGGAUCGUCGUCGUGCAGUCAUUGAUCAACGUCACAGCGUCACUGUGACGUCAGCACUUUUGACGCCGAUCAAGGAAUUCGGGGACCGGUACAACGAACUCGUUCAUCUCCCGGUCACUAUUAGUUCUGAGUGAUGAUGAGCUAUUAACUCACUUUCCCGGCGACCAUUCCCGACACCCAAGAUUCUAGAUAAUCGCCGAACCUUUUAUCAUCCCAUCCAACUGGACACUAAAAACCUCAGCUAUGCCUCGUGAACUGCGUUCUAGGAAGUCUCGCCCGAGUUAUGCUACGCUGGCAGGGUAUCAAACAGACGGGGGUAACAAUUGCGACGGCUCCUCAAGUUCAACAGCCCAGCCCCAAAUCCCCGAGGAGAAUAGUAGCGAAUUUGCGCCCAAAAAAGUACCCACACAGCAAGGCAACGAAGAUGGUGACGAAUCUAGUCUGACCGACCUCAUGGACGUAGACGAGGAAGAGGAGGAAGUGGCGGAACCGAGAAAAACUCGAAAGACCGGGGACGGUCGUGCAGAACCAGGACCGCCUACUAGCCAAACGUCAUCCCUCGGUCCAUCGAGGAGGAAGUUGAAGCAAAAGGCCCACGGGAAAUCGUCGAAAACUCAAGGGGUCGUCACCCCAACACCGACGCCAGUUCCUGGUCUACCAGCAACGCGAGCAGCAAAGAUGUACGCAUUGCCUAACCCGAGUGCACAUCAUCGACACCGUGCCAUCCCCAUCUACCACCGCAAAGACCAAGUUGAGAGGCUGGAUCGACACCCGGUCCUUUUUAAUGAACCCAAAAUUACAUCGACGAACAGUAUGACCGCUGACCCACUCCUUACAGAAAGGAUAAGCAAAGCAUGGGGGUAUAAUGUUGGCCCGGGUCCGGUAUGGGAGCUCUUGGAGGAUAGAUCUUGUUUCAAGGAAUCUGUCCGUUCGGAUUCGGAUCCGAGGGACGAGGCUUCUCGAAGACCUAGAGUCUAUCAGGGUCUAUCCGUGCGACCAGGAUGGACGAUUCUGGAUUAUCGGGACGCACUUGCGUAUCUUCCCACUGACGUUGCCACGACUGACGAUGGGAUGUUCAAACCGCCCCCGCCAGUUGCAUGUCACUUGGGUCUGUUCGGGGAGCAAACACGCGUUCUGUUCGAAAUGUUCGAUAGUCAUGCUACAUCCGAGUUUAUUAAGGGCGGUAGCUCUUACAUUUUCAACGUCGGUUCACCUGUUUGGGGCCUCGAUUGGUGUCCUACUCACCCUGCGGAUCGACCGUUCAGACAGUUCAAGCAAUACUUGGCUGUUGCUCCAUUUCCAUCCCGUGCCCAUGCACCGAACAUCGGUUUUAAGGCUCAACGCCCAUCUCCAGCUUGUGUGCAAAUAUGGGCGUUGCGACCUCGUACAGCCAAGGAUAACGUGGGGGAGUACGAUGACGUCUCAGAGAAAGAUCGCGAGCCUGGCGAAAUACGAUGCGAGAUGGUUUUGUGUUUGGAUGCAGGUCCUGCCCAGGAUAUCAAGUGGUGUCCAUUACCUGCUCAUGACCGUUGGGACGACAGACAAAGGGUUAGCAGUCCCCGGAAGUUGGGCGUACUAGCAGGCGCAUUUGAGGACGGCUCAUUGUCUAUAUACGUUGUCCCUGAUCCCGUAGAUAUCACCAAUGCAACGCAGAGUGGCACUUCUCCACUUUUCGUGAAACUAUCUGAACCAACUUUGAGAGUCGAGCUAGAGAACACGUCCUGCUGGUCGUUGGACUGGGCAAAUAGUGAAGUUCUCGCGAUAGGCUGCACAAACGGUUGCAUCGCAAUCUACGACGUAAGCGAUGCACUUAAUGGGGGAAUCUGCAGAAACAUGCUCCCGACGCACUUUAUAUCCGUCCACCAAUCCGCGGUGCGCGCCAUUACUUGGAUCCGGGUUCCCCCGCAGAGCGCUCGAGGAGACCCUACCACAAGCGAAGACCCAACGGUGAUCGCUAGUGGCGGUUACGACGGGGUCGAAUGUUUCACCGAUAUCCGUGAACUCCAUGGACACGUCAUAAACAGGACGCGGGAUGUGAUCACCACUGCGACUUAUUCUGUCUUUGCGGCUGGUCCGAUUAUGAUCGACCACGAUAAUACUGUGAAGGCUUAUUCAGUUUCGCCUACCAUGCUUGGGCGAGGUCACAUUUUAAUGGAACCAGAUGGACCUGUUUGGCACGUCCAUGCUUCGGACUACCAUCCACAACUUGUUGUUGGAUCUGCGGACGGAUCGUGUUCAACGACUAACCUGCUCAAAUCUACGCGGAGGGGUGGACUAGUGCCGUUUUACAUUCACAAAAUAUAUCAACUGGAUUAUAGUCGUAAGACGGGAGAAUUCCGUAUGUUGGAGCGUUUUAUCCCGCAAGCAAUCCAAGAGAAAGGACCUAGUGCGAAGACGAAAGCAAAAGUCGGUGACGAAUCAUUAUCAGGUUCCGUCCGCAGUACGGGCGUAUGGUCGCCAGAAAUCGGCGUCCACCGUGUCACUUGGAAUUGUGGAAAUGGACUUGGAUACGCAUCACUGUUAGCAUCUGGGUCGGGAUCAGGGCUUUGUAGGGUGGACUGGUUGCGCGGGAGGUGGUUUAAGGACAGGGUACCUUAUGUGGACGUGCCUAAGAUGAGAAAGGAAGUGGAUGGAGGGGGGGAUGAUUCAAUGGAGGAAUAGAGGUAGCGUGGCAGGGGUUUUUGCGAUUUUGGUCUUUGUUGGUCUACGUAGCAUGACAAGUACUUUGAAAUUCAUGCUAAUGUUAGAAGUACUUGUGUGUAAUUCGAG
Molecule: messenger RNA, 2891 nt
Organism: Pisolithus orientalis
Lineage: Eukaryota; Fungi; Basidiomycota; Agaricomycetes; Boletales; Pisolithaceae
Exons: 13
Coding region: 366-2783 (805 amino acids)
Biological process (GO): transcription by RNA polymerase III
Cellular component (GO): transcription factor TFIIIC complex
Molecular function (GO): protein binding
Source: RefSeq, a predicted model, not a curated record